GAACAAGAAGGCAGGUGAUGAAAUUCACAGAGAAACAACAAAACGCAAAAGUAGAAGGAUCAGAAAGGAUACAAAAGGAAAAACAAUUUCCCGAAUUUCCCUGUCCUGAGCAAGACAAAGAAAAGCGACAAACGACAACAACAACAAUGCGUACUGUACCAUCUCCAUCUGCUUAGAAACGAAGACGACGCUUGAGAUCAGCGAGAAACAAAGCAAUGGAAAAAUAUCAAAUUACGCAGUAUUAGAUAAGAAUUUGUAAAAUAAGGACACGCUUAGGAACGACGACUUGAAGUCGGCACAUCCCACAAUUUAUUAGGAGCUAAAGAAGAAGAAAAACAACAACUCGUAUUUAAUAGCAUUGAAAUAUGGCUACGCCACAAAAUAACACCCGAAUAGCCUUAGCCGAUCGUUUGGAGGCAUUGCGGGUAGCCACCACACCAUCCACUAGACCGAGUGAUCCAAUACCAGCUUCAAUUUUUGCUUCAUCCCUUAUGGACAAUACUACAAAUGUUGCUCUACAGGAUUAUGAGGGUCACAUAGCUUCGCCCGAUGAAUUGGUAAUACGCCAACGGGGACGCCGUAGACCUUUAAUGGAUUGGACACCAGAACAGGCCACAAAUAUACGCAAUCCCUUCCAGAGAACACCCACAAAAAUGCCACUAAGUACAAAUAUGAUAUUGAGGAGUUCGCCAAGGAAACGUCUAUCCAUGGGCAGUACACCACCGGAACCUAUGAUGAUGAACUCGAACAGUUCGCCACACAAGCUUAACGCCAAACAACAGUUAUGGCCAGGAUCACCAAGUGCUGCCAAGAAAUUGCGUUUGGGGGAUGAGGAAAGACCAAUGGCGCAGAUAAACGAAGAAAUACCAUUGGCCACGGUAUUGCAAGGAUUUUCACAACAACAACUGAUCGACAUGAUUGUGGGAAAAGUGGCCGGAGAUGCCAAGGCUGAGGCCGAGUUAAGGGCAAAAUUACCAAUGCCGGAUAUUGAGAAAAUGGAGCAGGAUCUCCUACAUGCCAAGCGAAUGAUAUUCAAAUCACUGCCCACAUCACGUCUGUGCAAGAAAACCGAUAGCACAGCCUUUACGCGGGCCGCAUUGCACCUGAGUGAAUUCAAACGUUUGCUGACACAUCACACAAAACAACUGCACGAUUCCGGACACUGGGAUGCUCUGCUGGACUAUAUAUUUAUGGCCUGGCCAUGUGUUAAGGCCACCCCAAAUUGGGACAAUGCAACACACAAUGCGGUGCGUAAACAAUGCUUCAAAGUGCUGACCUGUGGCUGUAUGGCGGCUGUUAAGUUUGGUGGUUUACGUUUGGGCACUCAACGCUUACAGACGUUGGAGAAAAACCUUAAGGAAUGGUCACAGGACUAUGAAGAUGUUAUGUCCUGUGUAAAUACCUUAAGCAAAGCUUUCACCAAGGGACGCACAAGUUUGUAACUUGGCAACGUAAAAGC
Molecule: messenger RNA, 1459 nt
Organism: Musca domestica (house fly)
Lineage: Eukaryota; Metazoa; Arthropoda; Insecta; Diptera; Muscidae
Product: Cut8
Exons: 2
Coding region: 366-1442 (358 amino acids)
Biological process (GO): proteasome localization; nuclear protein quality control by the ubiquitin-proteasome system
Cellular component (GO): nucleus
Source: RefSeq, a predicted model, not a curated record